Messenger RNA from Glycine soja, 1334 nucleotides. Its product is annotated as protein FANTASTIC FOUR 2-like. The transcript has a single exon. The record is from RefSeq and is a predicted model, not a curated record. Lineage: Eukaryota; Viridiplantae; Streptophyta; Magnoliopsida; Fabales; Fabaceae. Bases 206 to 1048 code for a protein of 280 amino acids.
AUUCCUCACUUCUGGAUCUCUUUCUUUUCCUAGGAACCCAUCUUCAGUGUAUGAGCCAAAUCAAUAUUGUUCACUUUAUCUAAGCCCCUCUGCUUUCCCCCACCCAAACCCAAAAUUUUUCACUCACUCCACUUGUGUAAAACAGAACUCCUCUGUUUCUCCCCUGUUCCUUUGGACACUUCCAUUGUGGAUAACACAAAAAAAAAUGUCUUACUCAAGUAUCUGUCAAGGGUUGCAAUCAAGUGUCGAACCCUGGCUCAUGGAACCACGUGUGCUAAAACUCAAGCUGGCUCCACCAGGGUCCAAUUCCAACACUUCCACACACUCUCCAGUGACUCCACCACCCAACAACACAAACAAUGAACAUGGAAACAAAAACCACUCUGAACAAGGUGGCUGCAACAACUGGAGUUUCCUUCAAUCACUCUCCAACAUUUCUCAUUGCAAGGAGCCACAAACUGAGAAUGUCUACGUCCACCCUUCUGUUAAGCGCUCCUCUUCAAUGCUCAGUGCAAAGAGCUUGGAACUAUGCACCGAAAGUUUAGGCUGCGAAACUGGUAGCAAUGCCAGUGAUAACUCUGAUGACUUGUCUUUAUUUUCACUUGAAAGUUGCCCUAGUUUAAGGAGCAACAACACUUCAGUAACUAACAAAAAUUCUGAGUCUAGAAGAUUGAACCGAGGAAGCAAUUUUCCACCUCCUUUGACUUCAAUGGGGGGGGUCAGAGUUAGGUCUCAUCGUGAAGAUGGUAAGCUUAUCUUGGAAGCUGUAACUUCCUCUUCUCCCCAACCCUAUUUUCAAGCCGAGCGCGGUGACGGAAGGCUUAGGCUUCGACUUUUCGAGAGUGUGGCCUCAGCUUAUGAAGAUGAAGCCUUGAACCAAGAAGAAGAUGCUGAUGUAGAAGAAGAUUUGGAAGAGUACGUUGGAAAUGCUGAGGAUGAGAUUGGUAUGACAAAGUUAGUGAGGCCAAGCAGGUGCAAGGAAAGUGGGAAAAGAGUCAUUUUUGGCGAUGGAUACUUUGAGCAUCCCCCUCUUUCUCUUUGUCUCUGAGGAGAAAUUAUUAGAUAGUCUGGAACGUUUCUAUCGUAGUAUUCAGAAACCUUUAUAUGGUAUUUGAUCAAUCUUUACGUGACAUGUAGCUAGCAAUCUAGCAUUAGCAUCUGAGCAUAACUUAUUUUCCUACUGUUAUCUUUUUUUUUUUUUUUUGGUGUUAGGAUUUUCUGCUUUUAUGAAUGGAAGUUUGGUGCUUGAAAUUUCUGAAGGGUAGUUAUUAUAGUUAUUAGUUACAUUGGAUGUCGUUCGUCUGUUCUCUCUCCCUUGUUUCUGUUUUAUUUUA